Messenger RNA from Coniophora puteana RWD-64-598 SS2, 1008 nucleotides. RefSeq lists its product as uncharacterized. Lineage: Eukaryota; Fungi; Basidiomycota; Agaricomycetes; Boletales; Coniophoraceae. The record is from RefSeq and is a predicted model, not a curated record. The coding region runs from base 138 to 572 and encodes 144 amino acids. The transcript is spliced from 2 exons.
GUUGUUCUUCACAUUAACCCUGACUUGACCUCAAAUCAUCACUGGCGUCUUCCAUGACGCCUGCUCCCCGCAAUAGUCGCUAGACGGGUCCGAUACCGUCUCAACCAUCGAGCCACCUUACGGGAUGCUUGGGCUUCAUGAGGGGUAUCAAGCCGCCAAGCACCAAGCAAGUUUUACCCCGCGGCAAAGUCCAAUUUCGGGUGUGCAUCCAGGUCGGUCACGGAAGAAUACAUCAAAGUGACUCGAUACAGAAGAGGGCGCGCAACGCGCGACGCGUCUUCUUCGCCGGAAAAACCGUGUCAUGCAAUCACUGUAGUAUCCGACGUCUGCGAACGGCGAACUUCGGUGGCAGCUCGAGUGUUCCUCAACCUCACCUCGGUGCUCCUCAACGAGUCUCCAGAUGCGAACUCACCUCACGACAAUACUAUUUGCCAUUGGGAUGGGGCAAUGGGCGUGGUUCGCAAGCAUUGUUUAUCGCCGCGGCGAUGGAGUCUCCGUGUUUGCUCGGAGGACAUGAGGUGAGCAACUCGAUCAUCAUUUACCCCAACCGUGACAUGCUUGAAUCGGUAUGACCCAGCAUGACUCGUCUGAGAGGAAAGGCCCAUAACGUUGUGCUCUUCGGAUCUAUUUUCUACCAGUAUAACACAUCGUUGACAAUGUGUCCGCCAUCCGCCCUCGAAGAACUCAGUUCUGGCCACUCACCAGCACAGGGCACCACCAAAAUCCCAGCCUGCGUCCCAACCGACGCCCUCUCCCUUGCAGCCUACGCUCACGUUGGGACAGUCAGUCCUGGAGAAGACGACGACGAGUGACCUCGUAUAGCAGGGAUGAGUGUCUACUGACACGCACGAACACGCUAUGUACCGACUACGCUGGCCAUGCCGGCCCUAAACUACGCAUCGUGCCUUCCUCAAGGCUCGGUCCGAUCCUCCCUAGUCCAACGUCCGUACACAUCUCCACCCCCUCAUCCUUGCACACAGCCUACGAACCUUCCUGCACGCUAAAACC